Drosophila gunungcola (fruit fly) is the source of this 261-nucleotide messenger RNA. RefSeq lists its product as uncharacterized. NCBI's taxonomy places the organism in Eukaryota, Metazoa, Arthropoda, Insecta, Diptera, Drosophilidae. The record is from RefSeq and is a predicted model, not a curated record.
GUUUUUUGUCGUUUGUCUUAUGCUUGCGUUAAUCACUAGUGCCGAAUCAUCUGGAAAAUCCCGAAACCGAGAAGAUCGUUUUGAUCUGGAGAACGAGAGCGUUGAAAGUAAACAGAGUGACGAGAUCAUUGCCUCAUGUAAAAGUUCAGAGAGUGCGGAAGAAAAUAGCUGCAGGCAGAGUGAAACUAAACAUCACAAGCGGAAGACUUUUCGAUUCGCAAUUUAGAAUUAACAAACUAUUUUUAUAAAAUUUAUUUGAAU